This is a messenger RNA of Jaculus jaculus (lesser Egyptian jerboa), 1398 nucleotides long. It is a transcript of the gene Exosc6, whose product is annotated as exosome component 6. Gene Ontology annotation, biological process: rRNA catabolic process; poly(A)-dependent snoRNA 3'-end processing; U4 snRNA 3'-end processing. The transcript has a single exon. Gene Ontology annotation, cellular component: nucleolus; cytoplasmic exosome (RNase complex); nuclear exosome (RNase complex). Bases 56 to 874 code for a protein of 272 amino acids. The record is from RefSeq and is a predicted model, not a curated record. NCBI's taxonomy places the organism in Eukaryota, Metazoa, Chordata, Mammalia, Rodentia, Dipodidae.
GCGUGCAGUCAAGAUCGUCGCGCCGGCGGAAGCGGUUCGCACGCCCGUAGCCGCCAUGCGGGGGGAUCAUCGCCGCAUCCGGGGACCGGAGGAGUCUCAACCACCGCAGCUGUACGCGGCCUGCGAAGACGAGGCGCCCGCCGCCCGCGACCCGAUGCGGCUACGGCCGGUGUACGCGCGCGCCGGGCUGCUGAGCCAGGCCAAGGGCUCAGCCUACCUGGAGGCGGGAGGGACCAAGGUGCUGUGCGCCGUGUCGGGUCCGCGCCAGGCGGAGGGCGGCGAGCGCGGCGGCGGCCCUGCGGGAGCGGGCGGCGAGGCCCCAGCUGCGCUGCGAGGCCGCCUGCUGUGCGACUUCCGCCGCGCGCCCUUCUCGGGUCGCCGGCGGCGGGCGCCUCCGGGCGGCGGUGAGGAGCGCGAGCUGGCGCUGGCCCUGCAGGAGGCCCUGGAGCCCGCCGUGCGCCUGGGCCGCUAUCCGCGCGCCCAGCUCGAGGUGUCGGCGCUGUUGCUGGAGGACGGCGGGUCGGCGCUGGCCGCCGCGCUCACGGCCGCCGCGCUCGCCCUGGCCGACGCCGGAGUGGAGAUGUACGACCUGGUGGUGGGCUGCGGCCUGAGCCUCACCCCGGAGCCCACGCCCACCUGGAUGCUGGACCCCACGCGGUUGGAGGAGGAGCACGCCGCCGCCGGCCUCACCGUGGCGCUCAUGCCCGUGCUCAAUCAGGUGGCCGGCGUGCUGGGCAGCGGGGAGGGCGCGCAGACUGACAGCUGGGCUGAUGCGGUGCGUCUGGGCCUCGAGGGAUGCCAGCGCCUCUACCCCGUGCUGCAGCAGUGCCUGGUGCGGGCUGCCCGCCGGAGGGGUGCCGCCGCCCCGCCCUGAAUCAGAAACCUAAGCCACCGUGAGGCCAACGACCGUGCCGUCGCCGAGAAGACCUACGUGCGCUGUGGGUCGCCCGGCUGCGCCCAACUAAGAAGCUGGAGCACUGAAGAAUGGGGAGCUACACACACAGAACCAUUGCACUGGGCAGCUGUUGAGUGGAGAAGCCUUCUGAAAGCAGCCUUAAUUCCAACUCGAAAGGACAAAAGCUGUAGUUACUUGGAGCUGUGGUCUUGGACAGACCCUGUUCAGGCCUGCCAUGGACUUCGAUAGAACUGGGCUACUUUUGAGCAUAUGGAUCAUAAGACUGUGCCUUUUCAUGACUCGAGAUAAAACAUAAAGCCCUUUAACAUCUGAAAAAGAAUAUGCCUGUUGUAAUUAUUCUUGGUAUUAGGUUUAAAAAGCAAAUCUGGGGCUGGAGAGAUGGCAUAGUGGUUAAGGUGCUUGCCUGCAAAGGCAAAGGACCCAGGUUCAGUUCCCCAGGACCCAUGUGAAGUCAGAUGCACAAGGUAGCGCAUGUGUCUGGA